Cryptococcus wingfieldii CBS 7118 is the source of this 1164-nucleotide messenger RNA. RefSeq lists its product as hypothetical. Lineage: Eukaryota; Fungi; Basidiomycota; Tremellomycetes; Tremellales; Cryptococcaceae. Bases 1 to 1164 code for a protein of 387 amino acids. Gene Ontology annotation, molecular function: cyclin-dependent protein serine/threonine kinase regulator activity. The record is from RefSeq and is a predicted model, not a curated record. Gene Ontology annotation, biological process: regulation of transcription by RNA polymerase II; regulation of cyclin-dependent protein serine/threonine kinase activity. The transcript has 5 exons. Gene Ontology annotation, cellular component: nucleus; transcription factor TFIIK complex.
AUGGCAGCCACCACCGACCCCGGGUCUGCGUCCUCGUCCUCCCCCCUCGUUCCCGGCGAAUCCGCCUACCAUGAGUCCUCCCAGUUCCGCCACUGGCGCUUCUCUUCCACCGGCCUCCACCACCUGCGCCAGGAUCUCAACAGGCGAUCAAUCGAAGUCGCCAAAAAGAACAACGAGCUGGAAAAGCACGCUCAAGACGAGCUUAAAGGCGAUUGGGCUCAGGCAUCGACUCCCGCCGCAUACCUCACUGUCGCAGACGAGCUAUGUCUGGUCAGAUUCUAUUGCCAACAAAUCUCUCAGAUAUGUCGGAGAGGGUUUGCUCUUCCAGAGCAGGUAGAAGCUACUGCGAUCAGCUACCUCAAGCGGUUUUACCUCAAGAAUAGUGUAAUGGAAUGGCACCCCAAAGCUAUCAUGCCGACUGCCCUUUUUCUCGCUGCCAAAACAACAAACUACCCUGUGGCCAUCGAGGAUUUUCUACCGAAGAUGCCAGGCCGCACACAAGAUAGCAUCCUGGGGAAGGAGUUCCUGGUCGCUCAGAGUCUAGGAUUUGAGUUUUGGGACCAGCCGAGACCGCCUAUCGACGACAUCCAAAAGGCCGUGACGAAAGCCCUCCUCAAGCUCACCGAAUCGUACUCUACGGACGCUGAAUUCAUCUAUACGCCGUCUCAGAUAGGCUUGGCUUGUCUGCGCAUGGCCGACAGGAAUCUGGUGGACGCUUUUUUGGAGCUGAGAUACAGCACUGCCGCUGCUUCUACUCUGCAAACGGGCUCCGAUGAGGAACAACCUGCACCGCUCUAUGGAAUAGAGAAGACGAGAUUGAUCGAAAUUUUGGAGAAAAUAGCCAAGAUGAUUGAGUCUGAUGGCAGAGAGCUGGGAAAGGAUGAUGUAAAGCCAGUAGACAAGAGACUGAAGGGCUACACAAAUCCGGAGAAGGUUCCGGGUACUGCCUUAUAUGAAAAGCGCAAAAGAGAAAAGGAGCAAUCCGAGGCAGCUGCCAAAGCCGCCAAAAACCUCAAAUCAAAGGCAUCAGACGCAGACAGCGACAUGUUCUUUGGCGGUGCUCUCCCAUCGUCUGUCACCAAAGAAAACAAAUCUCGUAUCCCGCUGUCUCCUAAGUUAGACAUCAAUGGGAAUCAACAGCCAAGGGAAACGAAUGCCGAAUGA